CCUGAAUCAAGCUGUCUCAAUUCUGGACACCAAAGAAUAAGACUCACUUGCUCUCUCGCUCCUUCUCUGGUUCCCAGGUUUCAGGCGGAGUCCAGACAUGGCAGACACAGAGGAAAUUGUGGAGGACGUGCAGGAAGAAGCAGCACCUGCUGAAGAGGAAACUACAGAACAGACAGAAGAUGAGUCAAAGCCCAAGCCAAAGAUGUUUCUGCCGAACAUCGCAGCACCGAAAAUCCCAGAAGGGGAAAAAGUGGAUUUUGAUGACAUCCACAGGAAACGUCAGGAGAAAGACCUGCAGGAGCUGCAGUCUCUGAUUGAAGCCCAUUUCAUCCAGAGGAAGAAAGAUGAGGAGGAGCUCCUGGCUCUGGUCAACAGGAUUGAGAAGCGCCGAGCCGAGAGGGCGGAGCAGCAGAGGAUCCGUGCAGAGAGGGAGAAGGAGAGGCAGGCCAGGCUUGCAGAGGAGAAGGAGAGAAAGGAGCAGGAAGAACAGAGGAAGAAACAGGAUGAGGACGCGAAGAAGAAGAAGGCCCUGACUAACAUGACCCACCAGUACGGAGGCAUUCAGCAAAAGGGCGAAGGCCGCAGGGGGGCCAAAAAGCAAACUGAGAGGGAGAAGAAGAAGAAGAUUCUGGCUGAGAGAAGGAAACCUCUGAAUAUCGAUCACCUCAAUGAGGAUAAACUGAGGGAGAAGGCCACUGAGCUGUGGCAGUGGAUGAUGCAGCUGGAGGCAGAGAAGUUUGACCUCACUGAGAAACUGAAGAGACAGAAGUAUGAUGUUAAUCUCCUUCUUGCCAGGGUCCAAGACCACCAGAGUGCCAAAGGUCGUGGCAAGGGCAAGGUGUCCGGCCGGUUGAGGUAAAGGGACCACAGCGGAUGAGAAAGGCCAGCUCCAGAGAAAGGCUGACAUUUGUUUUUUUAGUUAGACAUCACUGUGUGCCAAGAGGAUACAAUAUGUUUUUGCUGGAUCAUAAUGUACAAACAAUAAACAAUUCUCUGCCCUGGCUGUGGUAAC
Messenger RNA from Megalops cyprinoides (Indo-Pacific tarpon), 1012 nucleotides. Its product is annotated as troponin T, cardiac muscle isoforms-like. The record is from RefSeq and is a predicted model, not a curated record. Gene Ontology annotation, molecular function: troponin C binding; tropomyosin binding; troponin I binding. Gene Ontology annotation, cellular component: troponin complex. Gene Ontology annotation, biological process: cardiac muscle contraction; sarcomere organization; regulation of muscle contraction. NCBI's taxonomy places the organism in Eukaryota, Metazoa, Chordata, Actinopteri, Elopiformes, Megalopidae. The coding region runs from base 98 to 859 and encodes 253 amino acids. The transcript is spliced from 14 exons.